This is a messenger RNA of Microplitis demolitor, 1104 nucleotides long. RefSeq lists its product as uncharacterized. Lineage: Eukaryota; Metazoa; Arthropoda; Insecta; Hymenoptera; Braconidae. The coding region runs from base 1 to 1104 and encodes 367 amino acids. The record is from RefSeq and is a predicted model, not a curated record. The transcript has a single exon.
AUGCAAGAAAUUGCACAGUAUCUUUCGGGUUCACUGGAAGGACCGUUCGCGCGGAACCAAGGUGACCCGAGUCUAUGGUCGAGGGUGCGGAUCGCUACUAGGCGUCAAUCUAGUCAGUUUGGCCUGUCGUGGGAAUGGUGUGCUGCUAAUGAGGAGCUCGCAUUAAAAUGCAAGGAUGCUGAGGGGCGUUAUGUUUCAAUUGGCCCUAGUUCUAGAUCUCAAGUAAUUUGGCGCCUAAGAAAGGCGGCCCAGCAAUUUCACUACGAGUCGCUUACGAUGAAGAAGAACCAGGGGAAGGUAUGGCAGGUCACGGCUCGUAAUCGUGAGAGCAAUCUCUGUUUGCGGGAUGGUGAAUAUAUUCGUUUCGCAGAGUGGCGCUUUAUCCAUCGUGCGCGCCUUGACGUCUUACCUCUUAACGGGGCAAUUCGUUGGGGGCAGCGAGAUAAACGUUGCAGAGUGUGCGGAUAUAGCCUGGAAUCCCUCCCUCAUGUCCUGAAUCAUUGUAUGACGCACUCCGCGGCAUAUCAAUUGAGGUAUUACUCCAUACUCAACAGGAUAUCACAGGCCUCGAGGGCGGCGGGAGAGACGCGAGUCAACAAGCGCGUUCAGGGAGUUGACGGGGAUCUGGCACGUCUCAGACCUGACAUUGUCGUUAGGAACGAACGGGCCAAGUCGGUGCUCAUUGUCGAUGUCACUGUAGCUUUUGAGAACCAGUGCGUAGCCUUCGAUGAUGCGCGUCAAACCAAGAUUGAUACGUAUCAUGAGCUCGCUACUGCAUUAAAGGCGCAGGGGUAUCAGGUGCGUACUGACGCGAUCGUUGUCGGCUCUCUAGGUGGAUGGGACCCUAACAAUGAGGAGGUUCUGAGGGCACUUAGUAUCUCACUAUACUAUGCUCGUCUGAUGAGACGACUUAUUGUGUCGGAGACCAUUCGCUGGGCGCGAGAUAUAUAUGUGCAGCAUGUGUCUGGUCAAAGACAGUAUGCUGGUACCGUGGCGCCAAACGAGGAUGUUUCGUGCGUCCGCCCUGACACGGACCUGACCUUUGGACCACUGUCGUCCUUCUUAACGCCUCCACCAUUGCGAUCGCCGCCACUGCAAAUUUGA